AUGAAGUAUCUACAACUCUUCUUCUUCAUUGCCGUCGCCUUGGCACAAUGCUCUUCACUUUACGAAUCUUCAAGAAUUGGUAGAUGUGUCAAUACAACUAGUGGUGAAGUUGCUGGUCACCCAUCUGCAAAGAAUCCAUCUGUCUCUGAGUAUCUUGGUAUCCCAUUCGUACAACCUCCUAUCGGGAAUCUACGAUUUGCUCCUCCACAACCAUACACAGGUACUGGAUUUAUUAAUGGCACAAAUUUUGGAUAUACUUGUCCCAAGCUCUUCACAGAUGCUCUCUCACUUAUACCAGUAAAUUUUCCAAAUACACAUGGCAAUUAUACACCUUCCGGUAUUAGUAUCCUAAGUACAUUUGCACAAGCUGGUGAUGAAGCCAGAAAUAACGAAGAUUGUUUGACACUAAACAUCUGGGCUAAACCACAAGUUGGUGAGAGUAAAAAAGCUGUUAUGAUUUGGAUUUAUGGUGGUGCUUUUAGAGAUGGAUCUACUUCAGUACCGAUCUAUGAUGGUUCCACUCUUGUAGCGGAAGAGGAUGUUAUUAUGGUUAGUAUCAACUACCGUGUAAAUAUUUUCGGUUUCUCUGGUGAUGCAACAGGUCCAACCAGUAAUUACGGAAUGCUCGAUCAACGUCUAGCAAUCGAAUGGGUCUAUGACAACAUCGCCAACUUCGGCGGAGAUCCAACCCGUAUCACUCUCUUCGGACAAUCAGGAGGUAGUUGCGCCAUAGACUACUACUCAUACGCCUACCCUCAAAACCCCAUCGCAUCCAGCAUGAUCAUGCAAUCCGGCACAAUUCCAUCUCUCUCCACCCUAACCGCCUCUCAAGCCUUUGAAGCCUGGCGUAACACCUCUACCACUCUCGGUUGUGGAGAUUCCUCUUACGAUCCCAACGCUGUCAUGCAGUGUAUGCGCAACCCCAAUCUCACCACCGCCUCCAUCCUCAAGAUAGCUCAUCUCUACACCUGGCUUCCCUCCAUCGACAACAUCCUCGUAUUUCCCGACUACCCAGCUCGAUCCGCCGCAGGAAACGUCACCACCAUCCCCCUCUUAAUCGGCAACACCGAUAACGAAGCCGAAGUCUUCGCAUCCCAAACCCUCAUGUCCGGUAAACCCAAUCAAAACUGGUCUCUCCUCACCAAUCAAACUUUUGCCUGUCCCGCCGCUGCUCGCGCAAAUAUCAGUGCAUCACUCGGUGCCAAAACAUGGCGAUAUCGAUAUUUUGGUAAUUUUCCAAAUCUACAAAUUCAAAUUGGAGUUGAUGCUGGCGCUUUCCAUAUUGCGGAUGUGUAUAGUAUUUUUGCGAGUUGGCCUACCGGACCAGGGAUCCCAGCUGCAACUCCCGAGGAAAUUGAAUUGGGAAGGUAUAUGAGAGGGGCUUGGGCUACUUUUGCAAAGGAUAGUCAGAAGGGUUUGUUGACUUAUCAAGGGUUGGAUUGCGCGGUUGAGAAUGAUGAUGAGGUGAUUUUGCAUUGUGGUUGGCCAAAUUAUAUACCUGGCAUGAAAACACUUGCUAGAUUAGGUUAUGAAAAUCAAAUUGUCACUAAUCUUGAUUGGUCGGCGGUUUAUGAUGGUACUUGUUAG
Molecule: messenger RNA, 1587 nt
Organism: Sclerotinia borealis F-4128
Lineage: Eukaryota; Fungi; Ascomycota; Leotiomycetes; Helotiales; Sclerotiniaceae
Source: the annotation of a GenBank genome assembly